AUGGGCGCAGAACGCUUGAAAGUCAUCAUCGUCGGGGGCUCUGUUGCCGGGCUCACGUUGGCCCACUGCUUGGACAAAGCAGGAAUUGACUAUGUGGUGUUGGAGAAGCGGAAGGAGAUCACGCAUCAGGAGGGUGCCUCGAUCCUGAUUCUGCCCCAUGGUGGCCGCAUACUGGACCAACUGGGGAUAUUCAAAUCGCUAUCACAAUAUAUGGAGCCAUUGCAUACGGCUCAUAUAUCCUACUCUGAUGGGUUCACCCAUACUAACAGGUCACCGCAGGUUCUCACCGACCGCAUCAUCAAUAGUUUCGGAAUACCUUUGGCAUUGGUGGAGCGACGAAAUCUACUCAAAGUCCUCUACAAUUCGCUGCCGGAUCAGUCACGCGUACAACUCGGCAAGAAAGUGGUGUCAUUGAACCAUCAUAACGGUCGCGUCGCCGUCACGGUAGACGAUGGGAGCGUUCACGAAGGUGAUCUGGUGGUUGGUGCCGAUGGUGUUCACAGUCGCGUACGCGAUGAGGUGUGGCGCUUGAGCGACGCGAUUCGGUCGGGUACCGUCAAAGACAAGGAAAAAAAGAGUAUGGCAAUUGAAUAUGCCUGCAUUUUUGGCAUCUCCAACGGUGUCUCAGGCUUGGUCGCCGGGGAACAAGUCGCCAGCCUAAAUAAGGGAAGAUCAUUCCUCACCUUCCCGGGAAGAGAUGGGAGGGUAUUCUGGUUCCUGAUGCACAAAUUGGAUAAGAAAUACGCAUACCCCGGAGCACCACGAUGGUCCCCCGAGGACGCCGAAAAAAUUGCCGCGCGAUAUAUCGAUGAUAACAUCUGGAAUGGUGUCCAAUUUAAAGAUAUCUGGGGUAAGAAGGAAGUGUGCGGGAUCACAAACCUGGAAGAAAACAUCUUCCAAACAUGGCACUCCGGCAGAGUCGUGUGUCUUGGAGACAGCAUGCACAAGAUGGCUCCCAAUACAGGGCAAGGAGCGAACUGCGCCAUGGAAGAUGCUGCUCUUCUUGCAAACUCUUUACGGCAUUACCUGGAUGGCCGGAAAGGGGCCGCAAAGCCUUCACAAGAGGACCUCAACACACUUUUUGAAAACUUCAGUCGAGAUCGCAUCAAUCGGCUGCAGAGUAUCUACAAAAUGUCAAGAAUCGUGGUUCGUCUACAUGCCGGACGAAACCUCUUUCUCCGGCUCAUGGGCCGGUACUAUCUGCCUAAUACGGGCGAUGUUCCGGCAAACCAGGCCUCCAAGUCAAUUGCGAGUGGUGUCUACUUGGACUAUCUGCCUCUUCCCACUUACUCUGCACCUGGUUGGCAAGAUUUCGCUCCCAACUCGAAACUCUUUUCUGGCAGUUUGCCCCUCAUCCUUUCUGUGACGCUUCUGUUUGGCAUCAUCUGCUGGGCAGGAAGGGACGUUCACCCCUUAUCGAUGAAGAGCUUAGCUCUUCUUAGAAACCAUGUAUCUCAGUAG
Molecule: messenger RNA, 1461 nt
Organism: Penicillium cataractarum
Lineage: Eukaryota; Fungi; Ascomycota; Eurotiomycetes; Eurotiales; Aspergillaceae
Product: FAD-dependent monooxygenase spyC
Exons: 4
Coding region: 1-1461 (486 amino acids)
Molecular function (GO): FAD binding
Source: RefSeq, a predicted model, not a curated record